GGGCAACUGGACCACGCAGCCAGGCCCUGGUUCCAAUCCAGACCUGACAGAUGAAGAGAAGGAGAUUAUAAACAGCGUGAUUGCCCGGGCUGAGAAAAUGGAGACCAUGGAGCAGGAGAGAAUCGGGCGCUUGAUCAACCGCCUGGACGACAUAAAGAAGACGGUGUGUGGGGACGGACUGUCCCGCUGUUUGCUGUGUGGGGAGCAGCUGGGUUCACCUGGGGUCAGCUCAGUGGUUUGUGAGGACUGCAAAAAGAACAUGUGUACCAAGUGUGGUACACAGUGUGGCAGUCGGCCACGUGCUGUUUGGCUUUGCAAGAUCUGCAGAGAACAGCGAGAGGUGUGGAAGAGGUCUGGGGCCUGGUUCUUCAAAGGUUUUCCGAAACAUUUCUUGCCGUCACCGAUGCCAUUAUCCAAACCAAGAGAGGCCGGAGCCCAUGAGGCAGCCGAGCCCAAGGGGCCACCAGCCCCUAAGCCCAGAGGGGCAGUAACUCAAGCACAACCUGCAGGCCCAGAGCCACAGGGCCGUGCUGGUUACCCACCAGUGGCCCCGAAACCAUCGGCGGUGCCCAUGGCCACAGGCGGGGCUGGCCCUCAGGAGGCGGGGCAGGGUGGCCCUGUGGUGAUGAAGAAGAUGGUUCCCGUGCAGAGCGCCAGGCCGCAGCCGGCGUCCUCGCUCGCCAUGGCUCAGCAGGGUCAAGUGGCAGGAGACGGUGGUGGGUUCUCCUCCGCUACAGCUCCUCCAGAGCAGAGAGCGCCCCCUGCAGUCAGAGAGGAGAGGAGGCAGCCGGCCACAUACGGUUCGGCUCCUGUCCGACAGCAAGCUCCCCCAGCCGAGGAGGAGGAGGAGGCCAACGACUAUGACUCUGAUGAAGCCACUACUCUGGGCUCUCUGGAGUUCAGCCUGCACUACGAACAGGAGAGCAACAGCCUCCACUGCAGCAUCCUCAAAGGAAAGGGACUGAAGCCCAUGGACUCCAACGGGUUGGCAGAUCCUUAUGUCAAGCUUCAUCUGCUGCCGGGGGCUAGUAAGUCUAACAAGCUACGCACAAAGACCUUGAGAAACACCCGCAACCCCGCGUGGAAUGAGACGCUCACCUACCACGGCCUGACGGAUGAGGACAUGCAGCGCAAGACCCUCAGGCUCUCCGUCUGUGAUGAAGACAAGUUCGGGCACAAUGAAUUUAUUGGGGAAACCCGAGUGGCGCUGAAGAAACUGAAGAUGAACCAGAAGAAAAACUUUAACGUGUGUCUGGAAAGAGUCAUCCCUACGAAGAAAACCGCAACAGCCGGGGCGGCCAGAGGCAUAGCUCUCUACGAAGAUGAGCAAGGGAAGGAGGGCGGAGAGGUAGAAGAGCGCGGCCGGGUCCUGAUCUCCCUCAUGUACAGCUCCCCGCAGAACCGCCUCAUUGUGGGUGUCGUGCGCUGCGUUCACUUGGCUGCCAUGGAUGCUAAUGGAUACUCUGACCCUUAUGUCAAAAUAUGUCUGAAACCUGACAUGGGGAAGAAGGGCAAGAGCAAAACACAAAUCAAAAAGAGAACUUUAAACCCAGAGUUUAAUGAGGAAUUCAGCUAUGACAUCAAACACAGCGACCUGGCUAAAAAGUCUUUAGACAUCUCUGUGUGGGAUUACGACAUCGGGAAGUCCAACGACUACAUCGGCGGGUGUCAGCUGGGAAUCACCGCCAAAGGAGAGCGGCUGAAGCACUGGUACGAGUGUCUGAAGAACAAGGACAAGAAGAUCGAGCGCUGGCACACCCUCUACAACGAGAACCACGUCGCUAGCGAUUAACCACUUGCCCCACCCAGGCCACAGCAUGAGCUAAAACCUUUCCUCCCUACUUGGCAUCUCCUAAAGCACCUUCUCCGCCUCACUUUGUUGUGUUUAUCUAUUUGUUCUCUACCUGACCGUCACACAGGCACUGCUCGCAUCCUUCCUUCUCCCCGAUGUAGACAACUCUCUCCCCGUCCUCUUAUCAAUGAAAUUACCCGCCUGUGCUGAUACCUAAUCUGCCUCUGGGACAAAUCAUGGCAGAAAUGAAUUAGAGAUUUGAUCAACGUAAGCGAGAAAUCUAUCAACCAACAGCUGCAUAAAGAGCAUCAUGCCUGAUGUUUAAAUAGUGUGCCGAGCUUAAUGAAUUCUCCGCUGAAGGUAUUAAGAGUUUGAAUUGCGCUGGCACAGAAAAAGAAAAGCAAUAUUUUUUCGGUGUCUUAAUUCAAAAACGUAUUUGUCGAGCUUGUAAAAAACUUCAUUUAAGCUCGUGAGUGAAUGUCAGGGUAUUAUUUUAGAUUUUUCAUGUGAUUUCCUCGCGCUCAGUGAACUGUGUUAAGCAUGCCAAGCCACAGACAUAAGAAAACACGCAGCUGCACCUUAAGAUAUUUGAACUGUGCCCACUGUCCUGAACAUAGUGUAUAUUUCCAUGAAGAAGAAAUGUUUACAUACUGAUACAUUGCUCAGGUUAGGAUAGACAUCUGAUGCACAGAUGAUGCAUACGUCAGUGGACCAUGAGCUUGAUGAGUCUGUCAUCAGUUGCUGUUAAUUUGUGAUUUAAAAACUAUAGCACACCUAGUUAAAGAUUAGGAGUUUCAAUGUUUGUCUAUUGAAGCUGUGAAUUUUAAGUUAGUGGGAGGUAUUAACUGUGUGAUUAGAGGAACUGAAACGUGAACGACGACGUUCUCUUUCCAGAUGAUUCUCUCAGCUGUGGUUUCGCAGGAGAAAACCGAUUCUCCUCCUGCUACCUCUUCUCUCCUGAAGCUGGCGGUUUUCUACUGCAGUGUUUACAUGGUCACGGUUCUUACAGGUUUCCCUUAAAAAAAAUAUAUAGAAAACUAAAAACCUGGAAGCUCUGCUAAACAUAGAGAGAAGGUGGGACAGGUUAUGUCAAAAGAAUGUGCAGCUUUACCUGCAUGCACUGUGCCUGGUGCGGCCAAGGCCCACUUCUACGUCAAUCCUUUGCACAAAGCAGGGCGCUUCUUUCCCUCUGCCACAUCCCAACCACUCAAGGCUUUAGUGUAUAUUUGUUCACUGAUCACAGCAAACCAAGGAAAGCACACCUUACAAAGUGGAAUGACCUCAAUUUAUACAGCUGUUUGCAAGUUAUUCCAACGUCACAAAGAUGAAAAGUAAAAAAACUAUGCAUGAAAUGUCUUGUGGUUCAAGAGAUAUAUAAAUUUAAUUUCUUACAAAGUAUAUAUAUAUAUAUAUAUACUUUGUAAGAAAUUAAUGCUAUUGUAAUUCCAUUAAUGUUUACACUUCUUCCCUAUAACAUUCCUGUUAAUUCUUUAAAUACAAGAGGACAUAUGCUGCAUGACUAUGAUGACUAUUGAUGUAAUCUGAAUAAUCCGGUUUGAUAGCAUUCACUGGAUAGAGAAAAAUAAACUAAGCACAUGGACAAAAAGAUCAGACUUGAUCCAACUCUAUCAGUAGCAGACGCUAAGAUUAACUUCAUUCUUUGAACGAGACUUUAUGUACAUACACACUCAAAUCUCUCCUGUGUCUUGUUUUCUCUGUGCAGCCACUCUGCCCCCCUGUGGCAGAUCUUAAAACAACCACCAGUAGCACCACACAUACAAUGUUGUACUAUCAGUCAGCUAGACAUCAUCAGAUGAUGAUCGACAUAAAUUAUAAUCAAUAUUUUUGGUUUAUUUUUUGAACAGGCUUCUCUUUGAGCUCAACCUAUAUCUGUCUUCUACUUGAUUCUGACAGUUCAGUGGAAAUUUCUCGG
Messenger RNA from Pleuronectes platessa (European plaice), 3725 nucleotides. Its product is annotated as rabphilin-3A. The coding region runs from base 98 to 1792 and encodes 564 amino acids. Gene Ontology annotation, biological process: intracellular protein transport. The record is from RefSeq and is a predicted model, not a curated record. Gene Ontology annotation, cellular component: membrane. NCBI's taxonomy places the organism in Eukaryota, Metazoa, Chordata, Actinopteri, Pleuronectiformes, Pleuronectidae. The transcript has 15 exons. Gene Ontology annotation, molecular function: small GTPase binding.